CAUCAGACCCAUCAGACAUCAGACGCGAGCGACAGACGGGAGAGAAAGAUCAAACGCACUACCUAUCCGUAUACCUGAUCACCAAAGGGGGAAGCAUUUGGUCCCUGUCCAAGAUCAUACGCGCCAGCGCUUUGGUUUUCUUCCUGCGGGCGAAAAAAAAGCAAAAAGCAGUGUCUUGUGCUGUCUUUGCCAACGGCGUCCCAAGGUGUACCGCCCUCCAUCUCGCGUACAUGCCCCCACCGGAUGUACGACGAGGUUCAAGAUUGGCGAUGGACGAUCAUAACGGGGCUGCUGCUCUCCAGCCUGCCACCUCGGGGAGCAGCGGUGUCGCGUCUCGUGCGUCGAUCUCGGGCUCUUCCCCUCUUUCUGCAGACCUACGGACAGCAGGGGGAGCGUCCGCAGCAGCAGGGAUGGAUCUGGGAUUCGAAGCUGCCAGCAGCGGCAGCGGGGCCGGUAGUGAGGUUGACAACAGUGUGGUGGCGGGUGAGGCGAUAAACUGGGAAGGGGUGGGUAGUGAAGCGGAGGGGGCGGCGGAGGGGCAACAAGAGAGCGUCACGUUGUUGGUGAGGGAAGGUUGUGAUGGCGGCGAUGCCCCUGGCCGAUCUUCCCGCCGUGCCUCAUCACCGACGUGCCCACCUCCUGGGCCCCGCGUGUCGCCAGCAGGGGAAGCGGGCGGCAAUAGAGCGCGCGCGGGGUUUGGCGAAAGCAUGAUUAGCAAGACAGCAGUGGGAGAUAGCACGGCAGCAGCGGCCGCUGCUGCAACGGAGAUGUUCCAACAAGUGGAGAUAGGUGAUGUUGGUUUUGGAGAAGGCGUGCCCCACGAUGAUAGUGGCAGGGGAGGGCCGCGCGCGUCUCCCGUGGUUGACGUCAGCAGCAGCAGCAGCAGUGGGGAUGGUGGUGGUGGCGAGCUUGAAGAAAACCUACCGCCUGCCGCAGCCUUAGUUGACGUCUUGCACGAGGGCAGCGUCGUCGGAAUCGAGAGCAUGUCAGAUUCAACCGCAGCAGCUGCAGUAGCAUCAUCGGCGAGACUGUCGUCUCCAGAAGCAGUAAAAGCCUUCGACCACGACCUACUCGAAGGUCGCCCGGACAUCCUACCAUUCACGGGGCAGGUCGGCGGCGGCGGCGGCGGCGGCGGCACCAGCAGCCGGGACUACGGCGGCAUGAUCGGCCCGGUGUCCCCCCUCUCGCAGGCUCUCCACAUGGCCCUGGCGUUCGUCGUGCUGGUGCUCGUUGCGAUCGCGAAGGCCGACGACGUCACCGCGGUGCGCGCUACGCCGUACGCCAAGGGCGCGGGGUACAGCGGCAGCGGCAGUAACAGCGGUAGCUCCGGAGCCCCAGGCUCCACGCCGGCGAGAAGGAAAGGGUCCAGGACCGGCGGCGGCAGCGGCAGCGGGGACUCUUCCCAACGGAGCUCUGGAGCGGGACCGGUGAAACGAAGAAGAAUCGCCAGCAGCAGCGGCAAGGGAAAAAUCGGGCGCCGCCGCGGGGGCGGGGUAUUGACGUCGCCGGUCGCGCGCCACCUCCGGGCGGCGUGGUCCUCGCUCUGGCACGCUGUCGAGGACGACCUGGCCACCCGGUGGCGCGCCGCAGGCCGGGUUCUCAUGCACCUCCGCCAGGCGUGGUCGGCCCUCUGGGUGCCCCCGCCGCACGCCGAGGCGGACAUCCUGGCCGGCGCCCUGGCGUCGCCGCCAUGCUACCCCCACGGAGCCACGGGUCGUCGGCGCAGGACAGCCGCGGGUGGGGGUGGCGGGGGCGGGGGCGGGGGCGGGAGCGGCGUCGGGAGCGUCGGCAAUGGCGGCGGGGGUUCCGAGAGGCGCCGGCGAAGAUCCGGGGGGCGCACGAGCGGCGCCCGCGGCGGACGGGGCGCGCUUGGCGCGACAGACGGCAGCGGCCCGAGCGAGAAGGGCUUGCACCUCGGGCGGCCAGUGGGCCUGAACUGCCUGAACUUUCUGAGCCUGUGCGGGUACCGCCCCGGCGGGGGAAGGGGCUCGCGGCAGCCCAAGUUCCUGCUCCUGCUCGACCUCGACGAGACCCUGGUCCACUGCUCUCCGCACGUGAUGCAGCCGCCGAGGAGGCACGGCGGCGGCGGCCGGGGCGCGCCGCGGCCGGACCUGAAGCUCGAGAUGAGGGGUAGGGCGCCCUCGGACAACCGGCCGUCGUGCAUGGACGCGUGGAAACGCCCGCACCUGGACGUCUUUCUCGGAGUGGUAAGCAGGUGGUACGAGGUCGCCGUCUUCACGUCAGGGCGGCAGUGCUUUGCGGAGCCGCUCAUCGACCUCAUCGACUCGCGAUGUGUUAUCGGCAAGCGCUUCUACCGAGACAGCUGCGUACGCCGCGACGGGGCCGCCCCACCCGACACCGGACGGACGGCGCGCGGCGCUACCGGGGUGCCUGUGGCGACGGCGGAGGCGGGGGCUCCGCCCAAGUCCUCGGAGAGCGUUAAGGAUCUCCAGGUUGUGGGUUCGGAGCACUUCCCACUCCGCACCGUGCUCGUGGACAACCAGCCGCGGACGGUGGUGCAGCAGGCCAACGUCCUCCCCGUCAAGUCGUGGUUUCCGAGGGACACGGAGGACCGACAGUUGCUGGACCUCCUCCCGGUGCUGCUGGCGCUGACGUCGUGCCAGGACGUGCGCUCGGUGCUGAGCUUGAGGCCCGGGGUGGGGGUUGGGGGCGGCGGGGCGGUGUGCUCCGGAUGAAGGAGGGAGGCGUUCGGCGUCUUCACGCUGUCCCUGUGUGGCGGUGGUAACGGUGUUGGUGGUGUUGGUCACCCACGGUAGGAUCGAUGGUGGCGAUGUUGUCUCGUGCGGGGGGUAGCUGCGGACGGAUUGUGCUUGAGCAGAGCGUUGGCGAGCAAGGCGGAGGGUACCGAUAGCACGGCGCUUCUGCGGCUUGGUUGGCAGGCUUGUUGACCUGAGGGAAUGGUGAGAUUCGGAUCGCAGCUCCCCCCCUGUUGUACGCGCUCGAGUGUCGAUGUGAUGAAGUUGCGUUGAACCGGAUGGCUCGUUGCAAUCUGUUUCAUAGCAAGAAGGGAUGAAAAAUCGGGAACAUAGCGUGUGUUUGUUUGCUUGUAAUACCGUUCAGACCCCCCCCCCCCCCCCCCCCCCCCCCCCCCCCCCCCCCCCCCCCCCCCCCCCCCCCCCCCCCCCCCCCCCCCCCCCCNUAAUACCGUUCAGCCCCCCCCCCCCCUCCUCGCACGCGCCUCUCGUGAUGUGUUUGUUAGUCGGCGUUUGGUUGUGUGCGUUCGUCUUCGCGCGGCGCCGCUGCUUCUUCUUCGUGUUAUGACGUGUAGACGCACACGAAAAUCUGGCGAAGAUCCUGCCCGUAAUGCAACGGAAAAGAAAUUCUACCUCGCUUCCCCCCCCCCCCCCCCCCCCCCCCCCUGCAAUGAUGCUCGCCACUGGUUGAGAGCAGUUCCUGACCCCGGCCACAGUCGAGUGAACGGGUAUCGAAUGAAGAAGUUCAUUGAUUUAUAUUUCGUUGAGACGGGGGACAAGACCCUCCCACCAGUACUUUUUGCUGAACGGUCUCUCGCUGUUGUUGGUGCAUAUUUCUCUGCAUACAUUCAUUUGUGCUGUUUCGUUUUGUUUUGUUCGUGAGGGGGGGGUGGGGAGAGGGUGGGCGGAUAGAUUGGACACCGAUGUAUUAGGUGUCUUCGCUGGCUCGUGCAGGUGUGGUCAGCGGAGCUGGUACUACGCUGCUCUCACGCAGAUUGACCGGUUUUGGUGUAGAAAUGUGGCGUUUCGUCCCCUUCCUUGGCGAUGUCCGGUCAGAAGUAGUAUCUACCGGAUGCACUUUUCUUGCUUUGCUGCGCUUGCAAGGGUUGGACUCAUCCGUGUGUGUGUGUGUGUGUGUGUGUGUGUGUGUGUGUGUGUGUCUUCAUUGUUACCAUCGACCGCGCUAACCGGCUGACCGGUGAAAAGACGUGUGCGUGUGUGUGCAUACGUAGCUGCAUAUACAGUAGACGUUUCGCCGAUGAACAGGGGAGCUAGUCGCUUCUAUGGCAGAUGACGAUGGCUCGUCUUUUCCGGGAUGUAUUUUUGUUUUGGGCCAAGAGGAGAUACAGCAGCCAGUAGACAUGGGUCGGAGAUGUGUUCAUUCUUCAUGUUGGUUUGCACCUCGUUCGUUCUGGUCUACAUGGGGCGGCUCUGGUGUAGCUGCAGGCGACCAAUUAUCUCUUUUUCGCGCUUCUAUCGUUUUCCUGUUGUUUUGCUUUAUGACCGGAACCGGCAUCAGCCGAGUAGGGAAGAGUUGGAGUUGGAACGAUGCACAUUAUUUAGUAGCACGACCGGUUGUCGGAAAGGCGCGUGGUUGUUUGCACAUACAAGGCAUCGGCGACAGCUGUCGCGAUCCCGCAGAGAUGUGGUCGGUGGAGAAGGAAAGCGUACCCUGGCACUAGAGAAGGUCCGAGUACUGGAGGAGGCGGUUCAUUUCAUGCACGACCUCGAAGCCUCGUGCUGCGUAAGCAGCGGGUACAUCCCAUAUCGGAGACCGUAAAAACUGAACGAAGUUAGGAUUGGGAUUGAAAAGAGCCGUGGGCCUGCUCUACAGCCUAUGUCAAGGUUGUAUCUUUCUUGUUUGCGGCAUGCCUAUUGUAGCUCUUUCCUUCGUGUUUUUUUUCUCAGGCGGCAUGGGGAGUAGCCGGCGGACCACGAGUUGUGCGCCCACGAUUGGUUGUCCUGCGAAGUCCGGACGGCGGUGGUGGCUAGAGGGACAUAAAUUUCGUUUUUUUUUUUCCGGUUGUUCGCCUUCCACGAAGAAGGGUGAAAACAAAGCGGGUGUAGUCUGCACGUACAACUGUUACUUCACUUGCAUUACCUCAGUUGUUAUAUUUUGCAGUUUACGGGCUGAGUUUGUUGUGCGCCAAGGAGAUGGUGCUUGCGUAUCUCUCCUGAUCCAUUUGGCGUAAUCAGCCCGGUCCAGGAUGGAUGUAGAUCUAUCUGUUUUUUUUUCUGGGUUAACAAACGAUACGAUGGAUUGCUUCCCAUCUCGCUCCGCGGUUGAAACCUGGCGUUUAUUUUUACCGUGUCUGGUUAAGGCUCUUUGUUUUCCGUGUCAUGUGGCGCACAGCAGGUCCCACACUACAUGAGUGGAAUCACGGUGCCUGCCUUUUUUGCGGCGUUGCAAAAAGCGCUACACCCAAGCAAGAAGUGGUGUCC
Messenger RNA from Ectocarpus sp. CCAP 1310/34, 5156 nucleotides. The record is from the annotation of a GenBank genome assembly. NCBI's taxonomy places the organism in Eukaryota, Phaeophyceae, Ectocarpales, Ectocarpaceae.